AUGGUCUCCUCGGUCGCCUUCGCCGACCUCCGCGCUCUUCGCGAUUCCCCGGCGGCGGCGUUGCGCCCCACCCCAAUAGCAACGCCGCAAGGCUGCCUAGCCGCGGACGCCCUCCAGGCUCAAGCCAUCCAGGUGGCAAUGGUUACUCAGAAACCCAUUUAUUCAUUCUUCAAAAGAAAAAGAGAUGAACCUACGGAGCAACCUUCAGUCAGUUCAGUGCUUGCCCCCUUGACUGAAUUGGAAUGUCAAAGGCAAGAUGAAGAACAACCAGCAGAUGAACCUGUUGUAUUUCGAGGCAUUGAAUUAUUAGAGCGAGAUCCGUCAAAACUUCCACAAAUUUGGGAGUAUACAUGCAACCAACAUGAUGAAGUGCGGCAGGCAUACUUGAAGUUGGGUUCAAUGCAACCCAAACUGAAGAAUAUAAGCCUUCAGGACCACAAGGGCAUUAGCGUCAUUUUCAGUGCAAUCGGUUCAGUGAAUUUCCAUGCAGUGAAAGAAUGUCAUACUUUGUUGAAUCGACCGAAUCAUAUAGAAAAUAUCAUGGAAGUGAUAAGCGAUCGGGAGAAAGAAAGAAACCGUCUAUGGCUAAAAACAUCAAUUGCAACUGUUAAGUGGCUAACACUUCAGUCUCGUACUUUUAGAGGUCAUGAUGAGACGCCUGAGUCAAAAAAUAGAGGAAACUUUGUUGAAAUGAUAAAGCUUCUUGCGGAAUUUAAUCCUGAAAUUGCAAGUGUUGUUUUAGAGAAUGCUCCACUUAAUGCCAAGUACACGUCACCUGAUAUUCAAAAUGAGAUCUUGAGUAUCUUUGCAAUUAAAGUCAGAAAGCAUAUUCGUGAAGAAAUCGGGGAUGCAAAGUUCUCUAUUCUGGUGGAUGAAACAUGUGAUAUUGCCAAAAGAGAGCAAAUGGCACUUGUUUUCAGAUUUGUUGAUGAAGAUGGUGUUUUACAAGAAAGAUUAUUUGACUUGAUACAUGUAAGGAACACCAAAGCAUUAACACUAAAAGAGGAAUUGUGUCAUGUAUUAUCCAGCUAUUCCUUCGAUGUACAGAACCUUCGAGACCAAGGGUAUGAUGAUGCCAGCAAUAUGAAGGGAGAGUUGAAUGGAUUGCAAGCACUUUUUCUCAGAGAAUGUCCCUAUUCAUAUUAUGUUCAUUGCUAUACCCUUCGUUUACAACUUGCUCUUGUUGCAGCAUCAAGGGAGGUGGUUGGUGUUAGCCAAUUUUUUCAGAAACUGCUCUUUAUUGUAAACACAGUUGACUCAUCAUCAAAGCGUCAUGAUGAGCUCCAUGAUGCUCAAAUGGUUGAACUUGCACGCUUACUAGCUACUGAUGAGCUUGAGACGAGUCAAGGAGCAAAUCAAAUCCGCUCAUUGAAACGUCCAGGAGAGACCAGGUGGGGUUCACACUUAGGUUCUAUUUCCACCCUUAUGGAUAUGUUCAAUCUGUAA
Molecule: messenger RNA, 1446 nt
Organism: Phragmites australis (common reed)
Lineage: Eukaryota; Viridiplantae; Streptophyta; Magnoliopsida; Poales; Poaceae
Exons: 2
Coding region: 1-1446 (481 amino acids)
Source: RefSeq, a predicted model, not a curated record